AUCUAUCCAUGUGGGUGUAUGCACACCAUCAGUCGCAGUUCCAGACUUUAGAUCACCGGAUCCUGGAAACGCAACUCUUGGAAGCAUCUAUACAAAGUGAAUCCCGGCGACUUCGGGUACUCUUCCAGAUUGUUUAGGUAUGGAACUGAGAACUCUCCUGUUCCUUCUGUGUUGGACAACGUUCAUCACUGGUAGUCUCUCGAAGAAAACGAAACAUGGAUUCAAAAGUGCGUUGCAUGACAACAUGAAAGGAUAUUUCAAGAGUUACACGGUUGGAAAUUUCAAAGGAGUCCACGAAAAGCAGUUUGACAGACUAAAGAUUAGCAAAUGGCUACGGGAAGAUGUUUCAAAGCGAGCACAGUCGUUGACACAGGAUCGGUUAAAUAAUGAAAAAACAUCAGUACCUCAGGUUCUUGCAAACUUCAAAAACCAGGAAACCGAGCGCCCAUUACUGGCUGCAAAGCGAGAACAGGAGUUGGCACAGGAAUGGUUAAAUAAUGAAAAAACAGUUCCUACGCCUCGGGUUCUUGCAAACAUCAAAAGCGAGGAAACUGAGCGCCCAUUACUGGCUGCAAAGCGAGAACAGCUGUUGGCACAGGAAUGGUUAAAUAACGAAAAACAAGUGACGGUGCCUCAGGUUCUUGCGAACUUUAAAUACCAGGAAACCGAACGCCCAUUACUGGCAGCGAAGCGAGAACAGCUGUUGGCACAGGAAUGGUUAAAUAACGAAAAACAAGUUACGGUGCCUCAGGUUCUUGCGAACUUUAAAUACGAGGAAACCGAACGCCCAUUACUGGCAGCGAAGCGAGAAGAAGUGUUGCCACAGGAAUGGUUAAAUAAUGAAAAACAAGUUACUGUACCUCAGGUUCUUGCAAACUUUAAAUACGAGGAAACCGAACGCCCAUUACUGGCUGCAAAGCGAGAAGAAGUGUUGCCACAGGAAUGGUUAAAUAAUGAAAAACAAGUUACUGUACCUCAGGUUCUUGCAAACUUUAAAUACGAGGAAACCGAACGCCCAUUACUGGCUGCAAAGCGAGAAGAAGUGUUGCCACAGGAAUGGUUAAAUAAUGAAAAACAAGUUACGGUGCCUCAGGUUCUUGCGAACUUUAAAUACGAGGAAACCGAACGCCCAUUACUUGCAGCAAAGCGAGAAGAAGUGUUGCCACAGGAAUGGUUAAAUAAUGAAAAACAAGUUACUGUACCUCAGGUUCUUGCAAACUUUAAAUACGAGGAAACCGAACGCCCAUUACUGGCUGCAAAGCGAGAAGAAGUGUUGCCACAGGAAUGGUUAAAUAAUGAAAAACAAGUUACUGUACCUCAGGUUCUUGCAAACUUUAAAUACGAGGAAACCGAACGCCCAUUACUGGCUGCAAAGCGAGAAGAAGUGUUGCCACAGGAAUGGUUAAAUAAUGAAAAACAAGUUACUGUACCUCAGGUUCUUGCAAACUUUAAAUACGAGGAAACCGAACGCCCAUUACUGGCUGCAAAGCGAGAAGAAGUGUUGCCACAGGAAUGGUUAAAUAAUGAAAAACAAGUUACUGUACCUCAGGUUCUUGCAAACUUUAAAUACGAGGAAACCGAACGCCCAUUACUGGCUGCAAAGCGAGAAGAAGUGUUGCCACAGGAAUGGUUAAAUAAUGAAAAACAAGUUACUGUACCUCAGGUUCUUGCAAACUUUAAAUACGAGGAAACCGAACGUCCAUUACUGGCUGCAAAGCGAGAAGAAGUGUUGCCACAGGAAUGGUUAAAUAAUGAAAAACAAGUUACUGUACCUCAGGUUCUUGCAAACUUUAAAUACGAGGAAACCGAACGCCCAUUACUGGCUGCAAAGCGAGAAGAAGUGUUGCCACAGGAAUGGUUAAAUAAUGAAAAACAAGUUACGGUGCCUCAGGUUCUUGCGAACUUUAAAUACCAGGAAACCGAACGCCCAUUACUGGCUGCAAAGCGUGAAGAUGUGUUGCCACAGGAAUGGUUAAAUAAUGAAAAACAAGUUACUGUACCUCAGGUUCUUGCAAACUUUAAAUACGAGGAAACCGAACGUCCAUUACUGGCUGCAACGCGUGAAGAUGUGUUGCCACAGGAAUGGUUAAAUAAUGAAAAACAAGUUACUGUACCUCAGGUUCUUGCAAACUUUAAAUACGAGGAAACCGAACGCCCAUUACUUGCUGCAAAGCGUGAAGAUGUGUUGCCACAGGAAUGGUUAAAUAAUGAAAAACAAGUUACUGUACCUCAUGUUCUUGCAAACUUUACAUACGAGGAAACCGAACGCCCAUUACUGGCUGCAAAGCGUGAAGAUGUGUUGCCACAGGAAUGGUUAAAUAAUGAAAAACAAGUUACUGUACCUCAGGUUCUUGCAAACUUUAAAUAUGAGGAAACCGAACGCCCAUUACUUGCAGCGAAGCGAGAAGUGGUGUCGGUACGGGAAUGGUUAAAUAAUGAAAAACAAGAUACGGUGCCUCAGGUUCUUGCAAACUUUAAAUACGAGGAAACCGAACGCCCAUUACUUGCAGCGAAGCGAGAAGUGGUGUCGGUACGGGAAUGGUUAAAUAAUGAAAAACCAGUUACGGUACCUCAGGUUCUUGCAAACUUUAAAUAUGGGGAAACCGAACGCCCAUUACUGGCUGCAAAGCGAGAAGAUUUGUUGCCACAGGAAUGGUUAAAUAAUGAAAAACAAGUUACGGUGCCUCAGGUUCUUGCAAACUUUAAAUACGAGGAAACCGAACGCCCAUUACUUGCUGCGAAGCGAGAAGUGGUGUCGGUACAGGAAUGGUUAAAUAAUGAAAAACCAGUUACGGUGCCUCAUGUUCUUGCAAAUUUCAAAUAUGAGGGAACUGAUCGCCCAUUACUGGCAGCGAAGCGAGAAGUGGUGUCGGUACAGGAGUGGUUAAAUAAUGAAAAACCAGUUACGGUACCUCAUGUUCUUGCAAAUUUCAAAUACGAGGGAACUGAUCGCCCAUUACUGGCAGCGAAGCGAGAAGUGGUGUUGCCACAUCGCCCAUUAGUGGGAUCCAGUGUUGGCAAAAUUGAAAAUCCAAAUGACAUUCUGGCGUGGUUUCAUAAAGCUUCAGAUCUUAGAAAAAAGGUCAGUGACGACAUUGAUUCUUACUUCAACUCGUGGAGCGAUGUUUUAAACAUCUUACCUGGCAGCUGUGGCGAACUAUCCAAGGUGCCGAUGCCAACUCACGCUUCUUUGAUCGGGAUGACCCCCGUUUUCAUGAAUCUGUUCUGGCCCUUCCGAUUCGAUGUGAAUAUAAUGAAUCAACGUCUGGCUGCUUAUGGUUUGACAAACGAAAUUAUCACUGGAAACGAGACUUUAAAAGAAGAAUUUUUCAAGGAAAUUCAAGAUUUGCAAGGCACCCCUCUGCCUGUAAAGGGGAACCAGAUAAUGUUUAGCUUUGGAGAGGAAGAUGUCAUUGACGGACUGAACCGAUUAAACAUUGUACCAGAUUCAAAGUCCUACACGAAAGCAGGGAAACACCUCUUCACUAAGGAUGAGCGAGAAAGGAUAGUUCUGCUAGCGAACAGCGCACUGGACUUGAUCAACACGACUCACACUGAGCUGUACAGCGCAAUAGUUCAAAUGGUUUCUUCCAUUGCCUUCUUCAAAGACGAAUCUGACAUGUUUACAAGUGGGACGGUCCAGUCUGCUGUAGGGCUUAUAUGGUUGGAUCCCCGGAAAGACUGGACGGUACCGUUGAUGGCAGAACAAAUUGUUCAUGAGUUCAUCCACACCACUUUGUUCUAUGCUGAACUCGUCCACGGUGGCUACAAGGAUCGUUCCCGUCUACCAGAAGCCCUAGUCGUCUCUGCUAUCAGACAGGAGCCCCGCAUCUACGACAGGUCUCUACAUGCUGCCUAUGUCUCAACUGGUCUCAUCACCUUCCAUACCCGGGCCGGCUUCCUCGACAGAGCAGCAAAACUUGCCGAGACGUUGCCAGAAGCGGUUCAGGAACUGAACAGGGUCAAUGCUGAGACUGACGUCCUGGACGAGGCUGGGAGAGCGAUGCUUGAUUUCCUCACAAACUACGUGUGUCUGACUCGCAUGUAAUCCUGUAGAGUGCAGAACUUGCAUUGCCAAUAAAUGUCAUGAUGUUUG
Molecule: messenger RNA, 4096 nt
Organism: Haliotis rufescens (red abalone)
Lineage: Eukaryota; Metazoa; Mollusca; Gastropoda; Lepetellida; Haliotidae
Product: titin-like
Exons: 3
Coding region: 140-4048 (1302 amino acids)
Source: RefSeq, a predicted model, not a curated record